UAAAUGUUUAUAAGAAGCAUCUCUGGUGGUGGUUAUGAAGCAUGCAUAGUUUAUUGACAACCCAUCCAUUGUCAUUGCCAAUGCUAAUUGUCCCAAUAUAGCUUUUAUUUGGACUUCUACUCAGUGUAGGAGGUAUGCCAAAUGAUUAUAAUUUUAGAAUACUUACUAAUGCAAUUGUAAAAUUUAGCAGAGCAAUGUUUUCCUUUACACUUACUUGACUUCUCUGUUAUUCUAAUGAAGCAUUUUAUUUCCAGUAAUACAUCGGCUAUGUUUCUGAAUGUAAGUUUAAUUAAAAAAAAUCUUAUGCUCUUGAAUUUUUUAGCUACUUCUACAACUUCAGCUACCAGUACCACAUGCACAGCUACUGUUCCUCCACAGCCACAGUACAGUUACCAUGAUAUCAACGUAUACUCCCUGGGAGGGCUGGCUCCACACAUUACUCUAAACCCGACUAUUCCCUUGUUCCAAGCCCAUCCACAGUUAAAGCAGUGUGUGCGCCAAGCCAUAGAGCGUGCAGUUCAAGAACUGGUUCAUCCAGUAGUGGACCGCUCGAUUAAAAUUGCCAUGACUACUUGUGAACAAAUAGUGAGGAAGGAUUUUGCGCUGGACUCAGAAGAGUCGCGCAUGCGUGUGGCAGCACAUCACAUGAUGCGGAACCUGACGGCUGGCAUGGCCAUGAUUACCUGCAGGGAGCCCUUGCUGAUGAGCAUUGCGACCAACCUGAAGAACAGCUUUGCAACUGCGUUGCGGGUAGGUGUGUUGUUCACAAGAAAGGCUGUCUGGAACAAAGGGAGUUGGAAGCAUUUUUAG
Molecule: messenger RNA, 810 nt
Organism: Notechis scutatus (mainland tiger snake)
Lineage: Eukaryota; Metazoa; Chordata; Lepidosauria; Squamata; Elapidae
Source: RefSeq, a predicted model, not a curated record